This is a messenger RNA of Ipomoea triloba (trilobed morning glory), 1525 nucleotides long. Its product is annotated as 2-oxoglutarate-dependent dioxygenase DAO. The transcript is spliced from 2 exons. NCBI's taxonomy places the organism in Eukaryota, Viridiplantae, Streptophyta, Magnoliopsida, Solanales, Convolvulaceae. The record is from RefSeq and is a predicted model, not a curated record. The coding region runs from base 103 to 1188 and encodes 361 amino acids.
GUCUCCAAAAAUUUCAUCCCCGGCUUCUUUUAUACCCGCAGCCAACCUCUCUUUCAGCUCGCUUUCCCCCUCAAACACGCACGUGACCUCAAAUCAAAAUUGAUGGCCUCGUCAUCAGCGCACGAGCAGCAUCACCACCACCACCUCCGUACGCCGUACGGAACCACCGCUGCUCCGCCGCCAACUCCCUCAUCGCAGCCCAACCUCUCAUCCACCUCAGGACACGCCGACGCUCUCUCCCUUCUCCUCCACCGCCUCCCGCCUACUCUCUCCUUUCCCAGCCGCCUCUCCCCUCCGUCCAACAAAACCGCCGCCGUUCCUUCCGUCUCGCUAUCGGAGCCCGCGGAGGUCCUCUCCGCCUGUAAACAGCUCGGAUUCUUCCAGCUCAGUCGCCACGCCGUCGAAUCGGAGCUAGCGAACUCGGCCGAGUCCGUGGCUCGCUCUCUCUUCGACCUGCCGCACGAUCGAAAGGAAAUGUUCUUCCCGAAAAACUGGCCGUUAGGUUUCGAUUCCGAAGCCGACGACGACGAUCACGGCGCCGGCGGCGCCGGCGAGUCGUUCUGCCUCGACUCGGCGUGUUCCGCCGAGGAAACCGAGUUGGACUUGAGUUCUCUCCGUGCGUUCACUCGCGAAAUGGAAAAGAUUGGGAAGGAGGUUACGGAAGCACUGGCUUCCAUUGUCGGGUUCGAUAACCCGGCCCGUGAAGACCCCACACGGGUCAGUCCAUUAUUGUGGAUUUCCGACGGGUCUUCCGUCAGCACACCCGUUUUAACGGGUCGGAUGUAUCCAUUUGUUAUCGGGUUACAGUACCAAAUAAGAUGCCAGAAAUACCAUAUGUUAACGGAUUCGGGUUGGGUCUCUAUAUCCCCGGAGGUGGACUCUAUUUUGGUCACCGUCGGCGACAUUGCUCAGGUAUGGAGCAAUGGGAAGGUACAGAAAGUGAGAGGAAGGACAGUCCCUGGAGGGGAGGAUGGGUCACGCUGCAUAUCAAUCACUCUUCUCAUCACUCUCCCCCUCGACAGCAUUGUCUCUCCUAUGCUUCCCAACCCAGAAAAAGACGAGGAGCACGAAGAGGAGGAUAGUAAAGAAGAAAGAAUGUUCAAUCCCUUCCAGUUCGAGGAUUACGCCUGGAGAAUCUACCAUGAACGCCUUCUCCUUAAGGAUCCUCUUCUCAGAUACCGUCUCUGAAAUCCUCCUUCAUCGCCCAGAUGAAUGCCACGCACCCUCUUAUUUAUGUUUUAUCAUGACAGUGGUGACAAUAUUGUUGUUAUGUUGUCGUACGUUUUUCUUCUUUCAUUUUUUAAUUUUUUCUGCUUGGCUUUAAAUUAAAUUAAAGUCAUCAUUAAUGACCUUAUGGUGAUUACUGCAGUUUGCUUUUGUACUGUGUCUCCUUUAGCACUUUGUGAUACUGGUGGGGUAUUGGUAUUACAGGCUACACCGUAUUAUGGCAGGUGAAUUUUAGUUGUACCCACUUUUGAUUAUUAUGUAACUAUAUUGUAUGAAGAUUUUUAUCAUUCUUGAUUUU